GAGCAGCAAACUAGCCAAGACUCUUGCCACUAGGCUAAUCAGAAAAAUCAAAAGAACACAUCUAGAGGGAAAAAAAAUCUCAAAAACAAAAACACUUCUGUUUGCAUCUCAAGACAGCGAGGCAAUGGAGGAGACAUACCUUCUCGACUAUCCAGGUGUCAGGAAGAAAAUUCUGGCAGGAGGCAGUGGACCAUUGCCUCACUUUCCAACUGGGACAAAGCUGGUUUUCCACUUCCAGACGCUGUUGGACAACUUUGAGAGGACAGUCAUCGAUGACAGCCGACUAGCUGGCAGACCGGCAGAAAUCUUUGUCGGAAAGAUGUUCAAGAUGGAAGUCUGGGAGACCCUGUUGACGUCCAUGCGGGUUGGAGAGGUGGCUGAGUUCUGGUGUGAUGCCAUCCACACAGGCUUGUACCCCAUUGUGUCCAAGGGAAUGAGACUGAUCGCUCAAGGGAAAGACCCUCUAGAGGGCCAGAGACACAUGUGCGGAAUGGGAAACCUGUUCCACUAUCACUCCACUGGUUUCCCAGAGCUGGAUGAGCUGAUGCGGACUCCUCAGCCACUUAUAUUUAUCAUGGAGCUGCUGCAGGUAGGAGACCCUAUGUCCUACCACAGAGAGUCGUGGAUGAUGGAAAAGGAUGAAAAGCUGCAGACAGUGCCAGUUCUCCACAUGCAGGGUAACGCUCUGGUCAAACAGAAGCAAUACAGAGAGGCUGCCAGCAAGUACAAAGAAGCCGUCCUGCUGCUGAAAACUGUCCAGUCUAGGGAGAUGCCGGGUGAUAUAGACUACAUUAACUUAGGUCGAAUGAUUGUCCCCCUGGAGCUGAACUACUGCCAGUGCAUGUUGGAGCUGGAGGAGUACUAUGAAGUCAUAGACCACAUGGAUGAACUGCUGGAGAAACAUAAAGACUGUGUUAAAGGCUACUACAAAAGAGCCAAGGCCCAUGCUGCUGUGUGGAAUGAAAAGGAGGCCCGGAGAGACUUCAACAUGGUGGCUCAACUCGACAUCACUCUGGCCAAGCUCAUCUGUCGAGAGCUGAAGGCCCUGUCGGAGCACAUGAAGGAGAAAUACUGGGAGGAGAAGCAGCAGUACUGGAACAAGCUGGAGAAAAAUGAAAACAAAAAUGAAGUGGAGGAGGUAGAGGGACAUGGGGAGGAGGACAAGGAGAAGGAGAGAGGAGAGAUAGAAAAGGGAAAACAAGAACAUCCUGAAAGUGUGACAGCAGUGGAAAAUAACAAGGUGGGAGCAGAAAAUGGUUCAGAAGAGUCUCCCUCCCAAUGUGCAGAAGUUCAUGAAGAGGAACUGAGGGAAAAUGAGGCUACACUGACUGAGGGAACAGUUACCAAAGAAGAAGCGAGCUCUUCUGCAAUGAAUUUAAACACUUGCAGUAAAACAGAAGGGAAGGACUGGCAGCAGAUGUUACGACUUGUCAUGUUGCUGCAGAACGAAGGAAACUUUCUCAUUAAAGAAAGCCACUUUCAAGAAGCUUCAGGAAAGUUCAAGGAGGCUAUAGAAUACAUGGACUUCCUUCAAAAUAAAGUGGAUCAACCGGGUGAUGACUGGGAGUCGCUGGAGAAGGUGCGUCUUCCUUUGACUCUUAACCUUAGCCAGUGCAUGCUGGAGUUAAAACAAUACCAGCAAGUUGUGGAGCUCAACAACAAGCUGCUAAAGAAACACAAAGGUAACUUCAAGGCAGUGUACCAGAGGGCUCGGGCUCAUGCCGCUUUGUGCAAUGAGGAUGAAGCUCGAAGGGACUUUGAUACAGCAGAGAAAUUGGACCCGAAGUUCAAACCCUUUGUUCGUCAGGAACUGAAGAAGCUAUGUGAGCGCAUGCGUGCUAUGCAUGCCCAGGAGAAAAAGACUUACUGGGAUACAACACAACAGAAGUGGGGACCUGGUGGACCCAGGGCCAAGAAUGCAGCCAGAAAGAAGAAUGUGAAAUUUCCUCCAAAAGCCACAGAAGGGAAAACUAAAGCAGAAACUAAUGCAGAUAAGAAGACGGAAGACAGUAAGAGUCAGGAGAAGGAAAGCUCAGGGAAACGCCCCACUGUUGAGACAGAGAGAGUGGAUGAUGCAGAAAUACUGAAAAAUCCAGAUGUGAAAGCAGAGCAGGGUAAUAAAGAGCCAGAGCGUGGGAGAGUGAGUGGAGAGGGGUUAGAUAAUGAAAAUAUAGAAAGGGUUUUGGUUCAUGAAGCUGGGCUGGAUGUACCAGAUAAUCAAGCAACAGAUAAAGAUAGAGAUCCUGCACCCAGCAGCUCAGGCAAAGAUAAUGCAGUGAGCAAGAGAUCAGUGCGCGAUAAGGGGAGAAAGAAGGUAAAAUGUCAAUCAAGUGCUGCACCAGAGCCAAGCAGAACAAACCCAGGGAACAAAGCCAACAGUGGUAAAACAAAAAAGGGUGGCAUCGCAUCAGACUAGACCUAUGAGCUGAAUUUUAUGCGUAGAGCCAGAAGUUUAAGGUGGAAGUUGAGGGCAGAUUGAAGAACUGAGAAAGAAAAGCACUGUGGAUAGAGGAGGAAAAAUGAUAAACAAGCAAGCCUCACAACAGGACAUAUUGAUUCCUCCUUAUACAAAUCCAAAUAUAAACACAAAAAGAAAAAUUAAUAUAAACAGCCUGCAUUUGGCACCAUUCUGAGUUAACUUUCAUUAUUCAGUUCUCAAAGGGAUUAACUAGAGUCACAUGAAAAACACGAGCAGACAAGGAGUUUGGCAAAUACAAACUUUUAUUUCUGUACACAAAGAGUAGAAAGCAGCCAGUAACCCACUUGUUAUUACAGUAAAAAGCCUUUCUUCAGAAAACUUUUUAUAGAGAUUAAAAACUCCAGAGAAAAGACAACAAGAAGUGUUUUGAGUUCUGGACAAAAAACAGGAAAUCAAAACUGUUAAAGUCAAACAUUAUGAUUAAUGAGGUAUAUUAAUGGUGAUUUAAAAGAACACACAAAAACCUCAUUUCAUCAGAAAAAAAAAAAAAAAUUUAGAGUAACAAACUGUUAUGUAUUUGCGUGACAUUACAAGCGCAUGUGUCCUUGUUACCCAUAUUUAGAUGCAUGACGGUAAACAUAGAAGGGAGGGUCUGACGCAGACAGCAGAUUGAUGAUAGGGCUCCGAGAACAUGUUGGCCAACUACAUGCAGUAACAGAAGUCUGAACAGUGAUAGCGGUAUUCUCUGGGGUGACUCCGGCUUAUGUAGAGAACCCUUUUUCACACAGCUUCAGUCAUGCCACAGGGAACAGCAGGGUGUGUUACAGUGAGUGGGGUAAAAUAGGGAGCUACUACGGAUGAGACCUCUGAUGAUCACACAGACAAACAUCAUCAUUUGUUUGGACGGUGGUGUCAAGCAGCAGCAGCAACGUGAAAUUUCGGGACAAACUGUGCGCAAUGAAACCCUGUCGUGUAACUACCUUGUCUAUGUGUGUAUGUGUUUGUCAUUCUUCCGCCGCUAUAUGGUGUUAAAAUAAACAUGACAAGUGUUGACGUGCAGCCCUAUGGGGGGAUGUCUCCCCUUUAUUUUCACAACCUGUCACUGGGCCAUCAUCUUGUGUACCCACACAGAAAAGUAUGGAGAUACUGAGAGCAAUGGGUAAUCAUCACUGUGUAAUGAGAUGUGUCAAUACCAAUAAAUAAAUGUCUAUGAAUAAA
Archocentrus centrarchus (flier cichlid) is the source of this 3637-nucleotide messenger RNA. RefSeq lists its product as uncharacterized. Gene Ontology annotation, molecular function: peptidyl-prolyl cis-trans isomerase activity; protein binding. Bases 125 to 2416 code for a protein of 763 amino acids. The record is from RefSeq and is a predicted model, not a curated record. NCBI's taxonomy places the organism in Eukaryota, Metazoa, Chordata, Actinopteri, Cichliformes, Cichlidae. The transcript is spliced from 8 exons.